Sinocyclocheilus anshuiensis is the source of this 2025-nucleotide messenger RNA. Its product is annotated as arf-GAP domain and FG repeat-containing protein 1-like. Lineage: Eukaryota; Metazoa; Chordata; Actinopteri; Cypriniformes; Cyprinidae. The record is from RefSeq and is a predicted model, not a curated record. Gene Ontology annotation, biological process: spermatid nucleus differentiation; acrosome assembly; intermediate filament organization. The transcript has 14 exons. The coding region runs from base 490 to 1911 and encodes 473 amino acids. Gene Ontology annotation, cellular component: cytoplasm; membrane; cytoplasmic vesicle. Gene Ontology annotation, molecular function: GTPase activator activity.
AAACAAAAUAUUGUUAAGCAGCUUCAUCCCCACUGCGUUCACGCGCGCUUUCCAGAGGCACAGAGUUGCCUCCUUCGUCCUCCUCUUGCUUUCUGUUCGCAAUCUCCCCAGAAUCUGCGAGAGGAAAGACGGGUGCAGGGUGCGCAACAGCAAAGUCUGAACGGUGUGAUACCGCGCGAACGGAGAGGAAUCCGCAGAGCGAGGAAGAAUAACGAGCCCGGAUUUUCUUUGCGCCCAGAGGAGAAACCCGCAGCAAUGAAUAAAUAAACAGGGCGGUUGUAAAACUCCGCUCGGAUCGGGCAGUCGUGACCACGGGAGACUACGCAUGUAAGAUCGCUGGCGCAUGAGAAGACCUCCAGCCGCAUAGUCGCUCUCAGAAUGCGGGCGUGAGAAGAAACAUAGGCUACUACGGCGGAGGAAUUAAAGUGCAACGGCGGCCGAGUGAACGUCUUGAGGGCCAGGGGGUGUGUGCGACUGCAGGACACCAGCAUGUCGAACCGAAAGCACCGGGACAACCAGGAAAUAUGCGCCCGCAAGGUCCGAGAGCUCGCCCAGACGGGAGUGAACAAGCACUGCUUCGAGUGCAGCCAGCCUGGGGUGACUUACAUCGACAUCACUGUGGGCUGCUUCGUAUGCACGUCGUGCUCCGGAAUGCUGAGAGGGCUCAACCCCCCCCACAGAGUUAAGUCUAUUUCCAUGACAACCUUCUCCCAACAGGAAGUGGAGUUUUUGCAAAACCAUGGCAACGAGGUUGGAAGGAGGACCUGGCUCUGCAUAUUUGACCCCAAAACAGACGGCUGUUUUGACGCACGUGACACACAGAAGCUGAAAGAGUUCUUGCAGGACAAAUAUGAGAGAAAGAAAUGGCAUUUCUCUAAGAGCAAGAUCCGCAGGGAUGCAAAUGAGUCCCCAUGGGCUCCAGGGGUUCAGGCUGUUCCAGCUCCACACGGGCCCGCUCAGAAUCAGCCUCCGCCUGGACAUCCUCUGAACCCCACUGCCCGGCCCACCCGUACACUGUCCCAGUCCCAGUUGUCAAUAUGGGACAGAGCUCCUGCUGUCUCCCCAGCUGAUAGCCGCACUGAGGUGUUCACUGCCAGGCCAACUCGCUCACAGAGCUUCAGAGAUCAUCCCAUUAAAGACACAUUGUUAAGUGGUGUGGAGAGACAGAGGCCAAGAACAAUUUCUUCUGGAAUGGGACACCAGAAUCAUCCAUCCUCCUUUCCAGCCCUUCCACGUCCUUCAGCAAGUAGCACUUUCAAAAACAGCUUUACUUUAGGUCGCACUCUGUCAACUGGGGGUGGAGCUCCAUUUAGAGCCUUCCCUAAAUCGCUGAGUUUGGAUUUUGGGGGUCUAAGCCACGCCCACAACACUCUAAGUUAUGCUGCUCCGCCCCCUGUCCCUCAGGAUAAGUAUGCAGCCUUUUCACAGCUUGAUAAAGUGUUCUCAGACAACACGCCUGUCACAGCCAUUACAACAGCUCCCUCUGAUGGACCGCCUCAGUAUAGCACCCUCUUUAGUAACCGACUAUCCUCCAGUUCCACCCCUGCAAGCUCCCCAGGUGUUCCAGAGGCCACCUCUGGAUCUCAAACGUUUGCAAAUUUCCCAAACCCCUUCAAUUCUACAACCAGUUGCGGCCAGCCCGUUCUGUCUCCCAGUAACCCCUUCAAAAGCACAGCCUCAGAUGAUGCCUCCUCCUCCUCAGUCGUCUUUCCUCAGUCUGUCUCUUUUCCUGCACCCACCACCACCCAAAGUGCUUUUUCACACCAACAGUCUAGUAACCAGGAAGCAAACGGUUUCAACUCAUUUCCUGCCCCCGAGUCUGUCCCUAAAGUCCCACGACCAAUGUCUGUCAACCCGUUUACUGGGAAUGUUUACCCGAGUAGAGGAGCAUCACUGAACCCUUUCAUCUGAACCACCUCGGCCGUGGAGAAAGAAGAGAGCGAGUGGAGCUUGUUUACUUUGCCAUACCUACAGAAAACACCCAACACUUCUGCGUGUGUCUUCAUGUAUGUUUAAAGGUGUGUG